AUGACAGACUCGGUUCCCACAAGAUCCAAGCUGGCGUUAAAGGGAUCUUCGCGCAUUGUUUCUGAUUUCUUCGAGUACAGUAUCCACAGCAUUCUGUACCAGCGGGGGAUUUACCCGCCGGAGGACUUCCAGACCGUAAGGAAGUACGGGCUCAACAUGGUGGUUUCCACGGACGACGAGCUCCAGUCGUACAUCAAACGGAUCAUGAAGCAAUUGCACCGCUGGAUUUACGGGGGCAGCAUUUCGCGGCUCGUGGUGGCGAUUGUAUCGAAGGAUUCGGGCGAAACGGUGGAAAAGUGGCAGUUCAACCUGGAAAUCAACAAAGAGUCGCCAGAGACGGUGGAGGAGGCCGCGAACAAGCCGAACGAGCAGAUACAGAGGGAGAUCCAGGCAAUCAUUCGGCAGAUCACGGCCUCGGUGACCUUUUUGCCCGAACUCGACGACGAGUGCACGUUCAACGUGCUUGUUUACGCCGACCAGAACUGUCGCGUGCCGGAAGAGUGGGGGGACUCGCGCACACAGGAGCUGACGGGCGAGGUGGAAAACGUCAAGUUCCGCAGCUUCUCCACGGAUAACCACAGAGUCGACGCGUUGGUGUCGUACAAGUUCUCGCGAUAG
Molecule: messenger RNA, 618 nt
Organism: Ogataea philodendri
Lineage: Eukaryota; Fungi; Ascomycota; Pichiomycetes; Pichiales; Pichiaceae
Exons: 1
Coding region: 1-618 (205 amino acids)
Biological process (GO): mitotic spindle assembly checkpoint signaling
Cellular component (GO): cytoplasm; kinetochore; nucleoplasm
Source: RefSeq, a predicted model, not a curated record